UGCGUAGGCUCUACCCACUGUCACGUGAACUGUGGGUGUCGCAUCAUUUUAAAAAACGUCCAUCGGAGAAAAAGAAGCGAAACGGACAAUUUUUUUAAGAUUCAUUUUUAUAGGACUGAAACGGGAGAUUUGAAAAUAGAAAAUUUAAAUAUAUCUUUAGUUGAAAUAAAAAAACAACAACUUUUAUACAUAAAAAGCCUCCCAUAAUUUAAGAAUCGAGAUAGACCUACCUACAUAUAUCGACAGAACAAUAAAAAACAACUAGGCGAUUACAUCCAUAAGUAACGAAAUAGGUUGUACAAGAUUUCGAUUUCAAGCAAUUACUGAAACUUAGAAGUCAGUGACCAGAUUUUUUUUUAGAAAUUUAAGAUCGAUAAUGACGUCAUAUCUGUGGCUGACUGUCCUCACACUUGCCUUGGCUCUAUGUGUUUCGUGCCAAGCACGAGCGGCUAGUUCAGACGAUGAAAGGGAGCUAAUUAAGAUAUUGAACUCACGUGCUGAUGUUGACAUAGACACACACAGACAGAACAGAUUCCCACUGGGCCACACAACAAGUGGACAUCAUGCGCCCUCUGGUGCCUCCGCCUCCGCCCUACCUCUUUCGUCCAUUUGGUACCAUCAAGGUCCCGUCCUUAUCAGUGAAGAGGGACAGGCGAUGGGUGCCCCAGUGCGCCACAGGCCGUACGCUCCUGCUGCCACCUAUGCAGAUCUACUAAGCAGGCUGAGGACAGCAUUACCUAUAGAGGUGGUGGAUGAGGGAGACUCUUCCCUGGAGAAGAGAUACAGGCCCAGCGGCUUCCAAGGUAGUCGAGGCAAGCGGUUUAUUCCAGGGCUGCAGUCAUUGCUACUUGCUAGCUAUUAUCAAGAUGCUGAAAAAUGGAAGAGGCAACCUCACAAAGGCUUUCAUGGGACUAGAGGAUAAGUGGAGCAAUGCGUCAAGACGUUUUAGCAAGAGGCAAUGCGAGGCAAUGUAAGGCAAUGAGAAAUUGUAUUGCUUCAUGAGAGAAACAGCAAUUACAAACACGUGAUUCAUUACGAGCUCAUCAUUGGAUUGAUUGUAGAGUUUAGUUUCGUUCACAUUCAAAUUUAAAAAAAAAAUGAAAUUAUUUUUAAAAUACAGGGCAAAAAGGUCCAAAUAUAUAGGUCAUGUCUAUGUUA
Biomphalaria glabrata is the source of this 1158-nucleotide messenger RNA. RefSeq lists its product as uncharacterized. Bases 377 to 922 code for a protein of 181 amino acids. The transcript has 5 exons. NCBI's taxonomy places the organism in Eukaryota, Metazoa, Mollusca, Gastropoda, Planorbidae. The record is from RefSeq and is a predicted model, not a curated record.